Parascedosporium putredinis is the source of this 1176-nucleotide messenger RNA. NCBI's taxonomy places the organism in Eukaryota, Fungi, Ascomycota, Sordariomycetes, Microascales, Microascaceae. The record is from the annotation of a GenBank genome assembly.
AUGCGCUACUCAUUCACCGUCCUCGCCCUCGCCGUCACGGUCUUGGCCCUUCCCACAGCCAAGCCCGCUGACGACGGCUCUUGGGCUCCUGGCAAAUAUGAGGGUGAAGGCACUGCCUACGACGAUGGCAAGUGGGCUCCUGGCAAAUACCCCGGCGAUAAGCGCAACGACGAUGGCUCUUGGGCUCCCGGAAAGUAUGAGGGAGAGGGCACUGGUUACGACAACGGCAAGUGGUACCCCGGAAAGUACCCCGGUGACAAGGCCAAGCGCAACGACGACGGCUCUUGGGCUCCCGGCAAGUACGAGGGUGAGGGUACCGGCUACGACAACGGAAAAUGGUACCCUGGAAAGUACCCUGGCGACAAGGCCAAGCGCAACGAUGAUGGCUCUUGGGCUCCCGGCAAAUAUGAGGGAGAGGGCACUGGCUACGACAACGGCAAGUGGUACCCCGGAAAGUACCCCGGUGACAAGGCCAAGCGCAGCGACGACGGCUCUUGGGCUCCUGGCAAGUACGAGGGUGAGGGUACCGACUACGAUGAUGGCAAGUGGUACCCCGGAAAGUACCCCGGCGACAAGGCUAAGCGCAACGACGAUGGAUCCUGGGCUCCCGGCAAGUACGAGGGAGAAGGCACUGGCUACGAUGAUGGCAAGUGGGCUCCCGGCAAGUACCCCGGCGAUAAGCGCAACGACGAUGGCUCUUGGGCUCCUGGCAAGUACGAGGGAGAAGGCACUGGCUAUGAUGAUGGCAAGUGGGCUCCUGGCAAGUACCCUGGCAGCAAGGCCAAGCGCAACGAUGAUGGAUCCUGGGCUCCCGGCAAGUACGAGGGAGAAGGCACUGGCUACGACAACGGCAAGUGGGCUCCCGGCAAGUACCCCGGCGACAAGCGCAACGACGACGGCUCUUGGGCUCCCGGCAAGUACGAGGGCGAGGGCACUGAAUACGAUGAUGGAAAGUGGGCUCCCGGCAAGUACCCCGGUGACAAGCGCAACGAUGAUGGCUCUUGGGCUCCCGGCAAGUACGAGGGAGAGGGUACCGGCUACGAUGAUGGCAAGUGGGCUCCCGGCAAGUACCCCGGUGACAAGCGCAACGACGAUGGCUCUUGGGCUCCCGGCAAGUACGAAGGCGAGGGCACCGGCUACGACAACGGAAAGUGGACUCCCGAGAAGUACGACUAA